Molecule: messenger RNA, 591 nt
Organism: Cryptococcus wingfieldii CBS 7118
Lineage: Eukaryota; Fungi; Basidiomycota; Tremellomycetes; Tremellales; Cryptococcaceae
Exons: 2
Coding region: 1-591 (196 amino acids)
Source: RefSeq, a predicted model, not a curated record
AUGACCUAUCCCCUCCCAGACACCCAGGGUAUCAUCGACGACGAUGACUGGCUCGAACCCCCCACUCAAGGGGGCGCCAAAGACCCGCUUGUGGAUAAAGAGUACACUCGAAUCUCUACCGUCUACUCUGACGCGGGAUAUAGAGAAGGUAUCACUGACGGUAAACUUGUCACCCUUCAAGAAGGCUUCGACCAAGCGUUCGCCCAAGCCGUCCCACUCUCUCGCGGUGUAGGCUCACUCCGCGGCCGAGCCGCCGCCCUCCUCGCAUUCGCCACCUCUCUAUCCCCUUCCGCCCCUGAGAACCUAGUGGAAGAUCUUCGAGUGCUCAUCCGCGACCUCUCGUCCGUCCGAAGAGACGCCGUACUGCCCGAAGAUGAAGAGCGAAAGCAGCACGAGGAAGAGGAGCAUGGAGAGGGACAGGAAGCGUUCGAGUUGGAUGUGAAUGAUCAGAGGGAUAUGGAGGGGUUGGAGAAGAGUUUGGAGAUGAUGGGUGGGGGAGGGGGAGUUAGGAAGGAUGAGAAGGUUGGGGAGGAGGGUGUGGAGAGGCUUGAGGCGAGGUUGAGAGAGUUGGAAGGGAGGUUUAGGGGUUGA